GCAAGGUUGAGGUCGCGGCUCGUGUUGAAUCGAGUGUGUGUUAAAGAGUGUGUGUUAAAGAGUGUGUGUUAAAGAGUGUGUCUUAAAGAGUGUGUGUUAAAGAGUGUAUGUUUUUUAUUUCUAGUUGUCGCUACCCGUGUUCCACUUUCUGCGUUUCUCAUGGCGUGUAGCUAUGGUGUGUAAUGAUGGUGGGAAAUUAAGGUGUGUAAUGAUGGUGUGUAGUCGUGGCGUUUAGCAAAACGCCGUUUAGUUAUUGUGUUAUAGUUAUGGCGUUGUAGUUAUAGAGCUGUAAACAUGGCGCGUGCCCAGCUCCUGUGUGUACUACAUUGGUUAAGUCAUCAAGUUCUUUCCCACGCUGUAAUACAUCGUACUAGCACUGAAUCAACUCAAAGACCUUUAGCAUAAUAAAUGCAACUUUAAUAUAUCAUGAAUAUUCACAGUCUGUUUAUUCCAUAAACACACGAAUCGCGCAGCUCGCUAUCAGACAGAGAAAUCAAACACAAUCUCCUGUCACAAAGUUCCUCUCAAGACUGGCAGUCGAAUCAAAUGUUUACUUCACACAACAGACUAGACGAUACGUCAUAACAAUCCUAAGCAUACGUCACCAAGUCUAGCGCGGGAAGAGCGUUCACUAACCAAUUAAUCUCUCAAGAACACACCGCGCCAAAUCAAACAUAAUAUCAAGUGGCAACAAUCAUUAAGGAACUCUCAUACUCAACCGCUUGUUGUAAUGGAAUGUAAACAUGGCGCUGUAGUCAUGACACGUAGUCUAUAUUUUAUUAUUAGGAUUUUUAAAUGUAAGUUUGUUUUCAACUUUUUUCCCCUGACUUUUAUGUUAAACAGUAUUUUUGAAUGGGUUUAUCAGUGUUUGAAUGACUGUGUUUAGGUUUAACAUGAGUUCAUUGUCAAACCCUUCCAAACUUUUAUAUUUUAACAAAUUUCAUUUUUCUGUUUCAGACGUGAUUUCGCACCGUCAUGUUUCACCAGCACUCCCCUAUUUUCGAUUGCCUCCUCCUCCUCCUUGGUGUGGCCAUCCUCACUCCCUAUGUACUCUCGGAAACAUUUGGACAGUCCAAGCUCGUGUACGAGUGGACCACACUUGAACUGGACUGGCCAUCGGACACCGACAAAGCAGAGGCGUUGAGAAAUGGCAGCUUUGUGCCAGAGAGGAACGUCAUCGCUGGGAUAAAGGUAACAGGAACCAUAUGCCCUCUACAUUUACUUCACAAAACUCCCUACAAUGCCCUCUACAUUUUACUUCACAAAACUCCCUACAAUGGCCUCCAUUUUACUCUACAUACGUCUUCUACAUUGCCCUGCAUAUUCCUCCAUGCUGCCCUGCAUAUGCCCUAUACUGCCAUGCAUAUGCCCUCCAUAAUGCGCUGUAUAUGCUCUUUUUAUAGCCCUACGUAUGUUAAAAUGCAUAUGCAAUGUCUCUUCUAUAGGUCAUCUGAAUACCUGUUUAACAUACGCAGUAGAGCUCAUGGUCCACUGUAAUACACAUUCACAUUGAUCCACUGUAAUACACAUUCACAUUGAUCCACUGUGAUACACAUUCACAUUGAUCCACUGUGAUACACAUUCACAUUGAUCCACUGUGAUACACAUUCACAUUGAUCCACUGUGAUAAACAACACAGUAAGGAUAUUGAUACACUUUAAAAAAAUAGGAUUUUUGUUUUUAAAUUUAUUUGUUUUAAUUUUAUAUAAAUUUUAAAGGGAGAAUAUAAGGGAAUCAUUUUUUUAUUUAAAUAACCUAAGUCUUCUCCCUUUAAUUAUUUUCUGUUUCUGCAUAUGGAAAGCAUGUCCAGCAACCGAGGGCGAAUUAUUGACCUAAAACGACAACAUAUAGUCUAACCAAAGUAACUUCACCGCUCAAACGUGUACCUCGGUUUGCAUAGUCGUACGUAAUUGGUUAAUUGUACAUUCAUUAGGAUAACUGGAAUCAAUAAGUUGUGCUCAGCCCUACCGUCACUGAAAGAGCAACAAAUAUUUCCAGGAUGUAUCAGCGAUCAUUUCUUUUUUUUUUUUUUUUAACGGUGUGUCAAUGGCGGAAAAACCUAAAACUAAACUUGUGCAAGACAUAGAAAGUUAAUGCUAGUUGAAAUAAUGAGAGAUGCUUCACAGUUGCUACAUACACAGAUGCUACAUAGAUGCUACACAGUCCGAUGAUGUUUGUACAUAAAUACAGAAAACGCAAAUGUGGUAUAGAAAUGAUUUUAUUAUUUUAUGUAAAAUAAACCUUUCUUGGGUUAAAAAAUCAUCACUUUUUUUAAAAAAUAAAAAGACAACAUUUUUUUGUUCUGAAAACAGAUGUCAAUCAACUCACGUAUUUAUAAAACUUUCCACAGGUCUACAAGAAUGAUGUCUAUUUGACCGUCCCACGAUGGAGCUGGACAUCCGGGGUUCCAAUUACACUAGCCAAGGUCGUUAUGGUUCAAGGUCAGCCGAAACUUCACCCUUUCCCCGACUGGGCCACCCAAAGGCAAGGCGACUGCCGAUCUCUCCAGUAUGUUCAGAGUAUGGAAAUUGACCCCAACACUGGACUCCUCUACGCCAUCGACACGGGACGAGUUGGGAUCGGGUUUGGGUUGAACCCACUUAAUCUGUGCCCACCGAAACUCGUCGUGUUUGACCUGAACACCAGACAGGAAGUAGACAGGUACGAGUUUCCGGCAAAUGUUGUCAGCAAAGAUACCAACUUUCUCAACGACCUCGCCCUUCAUUACGUCGACGGGCGAGUCAGGUACGCGUACAUCAGUGACGUCGGUGAAGAGCUUCUCCACGUUUAUGAUUUCGAGACCCGCUCCGCCCACAAUUUUAAGGACCCUUCAAUGCUUACAGAAAGUGGCAAUGGAAGCAUCUUACACAUCAACGGUAAAGAUUAUCCUUUUAAAGUCGCCGUGGAUGGCGUUGCCAUUUCUCCAGACUUCAAAUAUCUGUACUUCUGUCCCCUCAGCGGCUACAAUCUUUAUCAAAUCCCAACAUCGGCGCUGACCACUCCUACAGCAACAAAAUCCGCAAAGCCGAGGUUGGUGGGCAAGAAGGUCGCACAAAGUGGUGGAAUCGCCUACGGUAACAGAAAACUUUACUUCGGAGCCAUGGGGAUGAACGCGGUGUACUACUGGGACGUCCAGGCGGAUCAGCUGACGCAAAAGGUCGCCACUUCCGCCGUAAAGAUGGUGACACAGAGAGAAGUUGUCCGUAACGAUGCAACCAUGCAGUGGCCGGAUACCUUGGCGUUUGACAACCAGGGUUGGCUGUGGUUCGUGUCCAACCGUCUCCAGCUGUUCGUCACCGGUUCUAUGGACUUCACCGGAAGUGAUGGCGUCAAUAUGAGAGUCUGGAAAGUGUUUGUUAAUGAGACGGGUUACUUGCAUGACGCGGAUGUACGUACCAGGGCUGGGGCUUCUAACCAGGGAGGCAAUGCCCGGGACUGUGGGAAGACCCACGAAAUCAGUUUAUCUGCAUUUGUGUUAGUAUUUUUGAUCGUGGGGUUGCGUGAAAUGUAUUUUUAAAUUUGAAACGAGAAUGCUGGAAAUGUUUUUGAAAUCAUGACGGGGUACUGCACUGCAAUAAGUUUGAGAUUCCCUGUAAUUUGACAACUGAUAUUGUUAGAAUUUAUCUUUUUAGCAAUACUAAAACCAAAUGCCAUGGGAAUAUUUUAAAAAGACCAAAUUAUCGCCAACUUGAAGUAUUACGUUUUUCAUACAGUUAGCACAUGCAAUAAAAAUCUAAACAAAUUCAAUUAUUGUUUUGCGAAUAAUUUUAUUGAUAUUAAUUGAUGGAACAUGUUCCUAAACCCUCAGUUGUAAGAAAAGGGAACUAUUUGUUUACUCUUCUCUGGGAUUGCAUUUGAUUCUAAAUUUGAGUCAUGUCUUUAGAGCAGUGGUUCCCAAACUUUUAGACUCGUGGAACCCUUUUUGAAUAACUUUUUUUAUCAGGGUGCCUCUUAUGCCUACUUUAUUUUUUUUUAAAACCCUCUUAAAGUAGGCACGGAGGGAGCAGUCGUGGUGCCACUAAGAAAGGUACACGAAGCUCAUUAAGGCUCCUCUAAGGAAAGAAUGGGAACCACUGCCUUAGAAAAUAUAAUUAAAGAAUUAAAGAUAAUUUUUCUUGAAACCUCUGGGCAA
This is a messenger RNA of Lymnaea stagnalis (great pond snail), 4132 nucleotides long. The record is from the annotation of a GenBank genome assembly. NCBI's taxonomy places the organism in Eukaryota, Metazoa, Mollusca, Gastropoda, Lymnaeidae.